CAGAAAUGCGACACCCAUAGGGUUUUUGAUAGUGUUAGCAUCAAAGGGGCAGGCUACACUCAGGAAUGCAGUGAAGGUUCUACAGCAUUUGUGUUCAGCACAUUAUUUGCUUGUGAUCUGUUAAUUACUCACUAACAUUUGACAAUUUAUCAUGUUAAUGGUAAUAUUUAGUUGAUGCAUUCAGGUACUAUAACCACUACUGUAUGUAUGAGGUCCUACAGCUAGACCACUUGUUACUUCCUGGACUGAGUCACUGCUCAACUUGAUUAGAAAAGCCAUACCUGACAAGCGAGGGAGGGGCGCUCCAUGUUGAACCAACACUUUCUCACCAUACACAUGUCUACUGGAAGACCAGUAAUUGUUAUAAGUCUCUGAAGGAGAGUGGUUAUCUGACAUGAGAAAGAAAGAUUCAACUAUGCAAGUCCUGCACAAAGAGGAGGGGAUGCGGAGUGAAACAUUAAUAUGGCCUUUUCUUAUUCAUUGCAUUUGGCUUGGAGUGAUGGGAGUUGAAGCCUCGUCAUGGACUGCUGAGGUGCCCAGCUCAGUAUCCGGCCUGCAGGGCUCAUGCAUAGUGAUACCCUGCUCAUUCAACUACCCAGAACCAGAGAAGAAGCCCUCCAAAUUCACUGGCAUCUGGUUCAAAGGCACCCAUGAUACUAUAUACCACCCAGACAGCUCCAACAUCAUCAAAGACUACAGGGGUCGUACAGAGCUGGUGGGAGACCUCCGGCAGAAGAACUGCUCUCUCAGAAUCGACCCCCUCCAUCGCAGUGACAAAGGACCUUUUCAUUUCAGGGUUGAAAUUAAAGACCAAAACAAGUAUUCCUACAUGCAUGACACGGUCUCCAUUGCAGUGAGCAGCUCUCCAGACCCCCCCUCUCUGUCAGUGAGGGAGGAGGUGAAGUUGGGGGUGGAGCUGUCUGCCUCCUGCUCUGUGUCUCACUCCUGUCCAUCUGAUUCCCCUCUCCUCACCUGGAGCCACUCCGGAACACCCAGUGUCCAAUCACAGCAGCUGACCAACGGCCAGUGGAAAGUGACAUCAUCCCUGACCUUUACCCCCAGCAUCACUGAUCACAACCAGUCUCUGGUCUGCACAGCAGAACACAGGGGAGUGAAGCCAGUGAAAAUGUCCAAAACUCUCAAUGUCAAAUAUGCCCCAGUGGAUGUGAAGAUUGAGGGAGUGUCCAGUGUGAAGGAGGGAGACUCUGUGGAGCUGAGAUGCUUCAGUGACAGUAACCCUGCUGCCCACAGUUACCGCUGGCACAACAGCAGAGGACCUCUGCCAACCACUGGACCUACCAUCACACUGGAGAAUGUGACCAGACUCACUGAAGCCCUCUACUGCACUGCCAUCAACACAGAGGGACAAGGCCACUCCAGCUCACUGAAGCUCAAUGUAGAGUACCCCCCUGAGAUCAAAGUGGGCUCCGCCUGCACUUCAGACGUCUCCACGGUAACCUGUCUGUGCAUUGUGGACUCGGAGCCCCCCGGCACCGUGGAGUGGUCUCUUCCAGAUGGACCCCUGCCCACCUUGCCCAGUACCAGAGUGGAGAGGCAUGGGUCAAUUACUAUGGUGACCCUACAGAGGGCACUAGGCUUCUCCGAGACCGUCCACUGCCAUGCCAGCAACACACAGGGCAAUGCCACCUUGUCCUUCACUGUGUCCACAAAUGAUAAGAAGUUGAUGCUGUACGUUUCAAUUGGUAUUGCUGCAUUAGUGGUGGUAGUAAUACUAAUUUCCAUGUCAGCUUGCCUAUUGAACAAGAAGGGUAGGAGGAGUCGUAGUGACCAGCCAGUAACCAGCAAGCAGGACGUGGACACAGCCAAGGGUGCUUUUUCACAUCCCUCACCAUCAAGGAAAGAGCAGAAAGACACCAGCAGUGAAAUCCACACAAACUAUUACACCAACGAUCAGCUAUAUGGAAACAUGGAGGCUGAAGAGGAUGGCGACCCAUACGAGUGUGUUGAUGGAGACGAUGCAGUCUAUGCUAAUGUAUGAACACAACAGGAAGCAUGUGGAAGUCAGCUGGCCCAGAGGCAGUGGUACUCAGUCUGUCAAAGGUUCCAGUAAAAUAUUAACAUUUUAAGUCAAUGUAGCAGAACAGCUGACUGCUUAUAUUUGUUAGCUUUAUGUUGCUCCAUGGUUCUAAAGGCUAAAGAAAAUGGCACAAUCUUAUUUGGGUUGUGGGUUUGUGUUAUGGCUUUUACAAGUAUUUUUUUUAAAUUAUCUAUGGCUUA
Molecule: messenger RNA, 2238 nt
Organism: Oncorhynchus mykiss (rainbow trout)
Lineage: Eukaryota; Metazoa; Chordata; Actinopteri; Salmoniformes; Salmonidae
Product: B-cell receptor CD22
Source: RefSeq, a predicted model, not a curated record